Molecule: messenger RNA, 2066 nt
Organism: Jaculus jaculus (lesser Egyptian jerboa)
Lineage: Eukaryota; Metazoa; Chordata; Mammalia; Rodentia; Dipodidae
Gene: Hdgf
Product: heparin binding growth factor
Exons: 6
Coding region: 71-775 (234 amino acids)
Biological process (GO): regulation of transcription by RNA polymerase II
Cellular component (GO): nucleus
Molecular function (GO): double-stranded DNA binding; transcription coregulator activity
Source: RefSeq, a predicted model, not a curated record
GCGCGCCAACAACUUGCGCGAUCGCGCUUCGCGGCCCCGGCGCGGAGCCCGGGGCGCCGGCAACCCCGCCAUGUCACGAUCCAACCGGCAGAAGGAGUACAAAUGCGGGGACCUGGUGUUCGCCAAGAUGAAGGGUUACCCGCACUGGCCGGCCCGGAUUGACGAGAUGCCUGAGGCAGCCGUGAAAUCCACAGCCAACAAAUACCAAGUCUUUUUUUUUGGGACCCAUGAGACGGCAUUCCUGGGCCCCAAAGACCUCUUCCCUUACGAGGAGUCCAAGGAGAAGUUUGGCAAGCCCAACAAGAGGAAAGGGUUCAGCGAGGGGCUGUGGGAGAUCGAGAACAACCCUACAGUCAAGGCCUCCUCUGGUUACCAGUCUUCCCAGAAAAAGAGCAGUGUGGAAGAGCCGGAGCCGGAGCCAGAGCCGGAAGCCCCCGAAGGUGAUGGCGAUAAGAAGGGCAAUACGGAGGGCAGCAGUGACGAAGAAGGGAAGCUGGUCAUCGACGAGCCGGCCAAGGAGAAGAAUGAGAAGGGAGCGCUGAAGAGGAGAGCAGGGGACCUGUUGGAGGACUCCCCUAAACGUCCCAAGGAGUCAGAAGACCCUGAAGGAGAGGAUAAGGAAGUGGCCACCUUGGAGGGUGAGAGACCCCUUCCUGUGGAGGUAGAGAAGAAUAGCACCCCCUCUGACCCGGUCUCUGGCCGGGGGCCUCUGGAGGAAGAGGAAGAGGAGGAAGAGGCCGAGGCACCUGGCGUCAGAGAUCAUGAGAGCCUGUAGCCACCAAUGUUUCAAGAGGAGCCCCUGCCCCGUUCCUGCUGCUGUCUGGGUGCUACUGGGGAAACUGGCCAUGGCCUGCAAACUGGGAAAUCUUUUCCCACCCAACCCGCUCUUCUCCACUCACCUCCCCAUCAGCCUAGCCCCGGUUAUUGACCUGCCCUCACCCUCAGGUCCCUCCUCUACCCCACGAUCUGAUCUGGGCCAUGCCUUUUGUGCCCUGAGAUGAGGUGAGGCCAUCGUGUCUCCUGCUUAGACUUGCCUCCCAGGGCUUCUGUUGGGGGUCUGGGCUCCUAUUUCCAUUUCCUGACACCUCCCGUCCCACACAGGCAUUCUAUGCUUUGGGCUGGCUUGGGCCAGGAGUGGAAGCGACUGAGCGUAAACUCCAGUGUGGGGGGUCCGGGUGGUUUCUCACCUCCUGUCCCCUGUUCCCAUAACUAUUGUCCCGUCUGCCUAGAUUCAGGAAAUAGGGGACAGGUGUGGGAAAGGGCCUCUCUUCUAUAAAUUCUUAAUGAUUGACAACUCCCAUUCUUCUUUUGCUGACCCCAGGAGUUCUGGGAGUAGUUUGUCAUCAGAAGACUUUGAGGCUUCCAAGUUGUUAGGGCCAAGGACCUGGAGAGAGCUGACACCUGAAGGGCUGACUCACCUAUUCUGUGGGAGCUUUGAACAUCUAACCCUCUUGAGGCGGGGUGACCUAGGGAGGGGGCCCCUGCUGCCCUCUUCCUUCUUCCCACAGUGCUCAAGGCCAGCCUGCAGUCAGAUAGAUCACCCAGACAUAAAGACACAUUUUUUUAGAAAAUGUUUUUAAUAAAAGAAAAUUACAAAAAAAAAAUUUAACCCCCAGCCCGCUGUGUGCUCCCCGCUCUGCUCCUUCCUCCACCAUAGCCCCAGGUGCUGGGAGGCUCCCUUCUGUUCUGUUCGGGGCUCAAUGGCUUUCUUCUCCAAGCUGAGCUGGGGCUUGCCUCAUGCUCCUUCCUCGCUGGCAGGCUGCCCUGCUGUCUGGAGCUUGAUGACUUUUCUCCUCGCUGGGGCUUCGAUGCUCCUCCAGAGUCACCCCCACACUUGGUCCCCUUGGUGUUGUCUCCCAUCCAGUUUGUAGCUCACUGGGAGGAAGAGGGAAAGUGCCCCUGCCAGCCUCUUCCUGGUGGCUCAGACACGCUCUUCAUCUUGUCUCUUGCUCCUGCCCCUCCCUUGGGCUCUGAAGAAAAAUGCUGACUAGCUUUGGACGUUUAGCUCUGAGAACCGUAGACAGUUUCAGUUUCAGUAGGAAAAUAAAACCUGUUGAUUACUAUUA